Micropterus dolomieu (smallmouth bass) is the source of this 701-nucleotide messenger RNA. Its product is annotated as H-2 class I histocompatibility antigen, K-K alpha chain-like. The record is from RefSeq and is a predicted model, not a curated record. Gene Ontology annotation, cellular component: external side of plasma membrane. The transcript is spliced from 3 exons. Bases 69 to 701 code for a protein of 210 amino acids. Lineage: Eukaryota; Metazoa; Chordata; Actinopteri; Centrarchiformes; Centrarchidae. Gene Ontology annotation, biological process: immune response.
CUGAAAGUACGGUAUAUGUUUCUCUGGCUAAAGAAAUUAAAAAUCGUUGGUAAAAGUCGAAGGUUUUGAUGCGACAUGUAACAAUGUCGAUCCUGGUUUUCCUGGCUAUAUUGGGAGUAUGUCUACAUGACUCCGCAGCUGUGACUCACUCUCUGAAGUAUUUCUACACUGCGUCUUGUGGAGUCCCAAACUUCCCAGAGUUCGUGACUGUUGGGUUGGUUGAUGAAGUUCAGAUUUUUCACUAUGACAGUAACACCAUGAAAGCAGAACCCAGACAGGACUGGAUGAGCAGCGUCACAGCAGAUGAUCCUCAGUACUUGGAGAGGAACACACAGGGAUUGAUUGGUCAACAGCAGGUCUUCAAAGCCAACAUUGGAGUUGCAAAGCAGCGCUUCAACCAAACUGGAGGUGUCCACAUUUACCAGAACAUGUACGGCUGUGAGUGGGACGAUGAGACUGGAGAGGUUAAAGGUUAUGAUCAGUAUGGUUAUGAUGGAGAAGACUUCAUAGCAUUUGACCUGAAGACAGAGACAUGGAUCGGUCCAAAACAACAGGCUGUCAUCACCAAACACAAGUGGGAUCAUAACAGAGCUGUGAUCGCACAGGAAAAAAACUACCUGACCCAGAUUUGUCCUGACUGGCUGAAGAAGUAUGUGGACUAUGGGAGGAGCUCUCUGCUGAGAAAAGGUAGAAUCACAUGA